This is a messenger RNA of Entelurus aequoreus (snake pipefish), 2498 nucleotides long. RefSeq names its product carboxypeptidase Q-like. Bases 158 to 1393 code for a protein of 411 amino acids. The transcript has 9 exons. The record is from RefSeq and is a predicted model, not a curated record. NCBI's taxonomy places the organism in Eukaryota, Metazoa, Chordata, Actinopteri, Syngnathiformes, Syngnathidae. Gene Ontology annotation, molecular function: metallodipeptidase activity. Gene Ontology annotation, biological process: proteolysis; peptide catabolic process.
GUUAGCAUAUGCGAGAGGAGGUGUAUGAUUAGCGCAGCUCUCAAGGCUGUUUAGGUUAUUGUUUACUACCCUUCGUCCCCAUUUUACUUCAUCGUCAAGGCACCGUAUAAAGCCCUCAACCACAGCAAAGAAAAGGUUCUUCUCCUGGCGUGAAAGGAUGGCGAAGGUUGGCAAACUGGCAUUCCUCCUCUCCAUCCUUGUGGGUGUUUCCAUGCUGACCUUUCUGGAUGGGCGACCCCAAAGCUCAGCUGUGGUCAUAUCUGCUGUCAACAAUACUGCUUGGAAAGACACUGCAGCAGAGGUGUCGAGUUAUGCCGAUGUGGCUAAACAGAUCAUCGACCUUGCUGUGUUUGGAGCAGCCCAGAACCGCUCAUACAGACGCCUCGCUGACUUCACCGACACCAUUGGAAACCGUGUCAGCGGUUCAGCUAACCUGGAGAUGGCUAUUAAAUAUAUGAACAAAGCCAUGAUGCAGGAUGGUUUGGAUGUACAUCUAGAACCAGUAAAAAUCCCACAUUGGGUGAGAGGAAAGGAGAGCGCACAGAUGAUUUUGCCCCGAGUGAAGAAUCUGGCCAUACUGGGACUGGGUAGCAGUGUAGGAACGCCAACUGAAGGUAUUGAAGCGGAGGUGUUAGUUGUUCGGUCUUUUGAGGAACUGAAGCGCAGAGCCGGCGAGGUCUCAGGAAAGAUUGUGGUCUUCAACCAGCCUUUUGUCAGCUACGGUGAGACAGUGGCUUACCGUGAAUAUGGCGCCUCAGAGGCAUCGAAAUUUGGAGCAGUAGCCACGCUCAUUCGAUCCAUCACUCCUUUCUCAAUUAAUAGUCCCCACACUGGUUGGCAGGACUACCAAGAAGGCGUGAAGCGCAUCCCUACAGCAUGCAUCACCAUUGAGGAUGCUGACCUAAUGUGGCGUAUGGCGCAGAAGGGACAGCGGAUCACUGUCAGACUCACUAUGGCUGCCAAGACGCUUCCUGAUGCCGACUCCUUCAACACGGUGGCCGAGAUCAAAGGCUGGCAGCACCCUGAGCAGGUGAACGUGUCCAACUUUGACAUGGUCAUGGAGUCUGACAUGGGGACAUUCAGCCCAGUGGCGCUACAGUUUACUGGCAGUGUUGCAGCACGAAAGGUGAUGGAGGAGGUGGUCAAACUCUUAGCUCCUCUCAAUGCUACCAAACUGGAGAUGCACGGAGAGGGGACGGACAUCUCGCCUUGGAUACAAGCCGGAGUACCGGGUGCCAGCCUCCAUGUGGCAGACAGCCGCUACUUUUGGUUCCACCACACAGAAGCUGAUACUAUGAGCGUUCAGGACCCUCGGGACAUGGACCUCUGUGCGGCACUUUGGGCCGUGGUGGCCUUCGUGGUAGCCGACCUGAAGGACAUGCUGCCCAGGUAGACAGGUAGCACACUGAAAGCAGGUGCUCGUGACACUGCUGGAAAGCGGUUUAUUAUGGUGAAGCUGUAGCUCAGGGACCAGAGAGUCAUGGAAUGAUGGCAAACAUUGCACAUUUGAUACCAAAACACAACAUACAAGGGACCUUUUUUUUUAAAUCAAAACAUUGUAAUAAUCUAUUUUAUUAUUGUCUUGAAAUCAUAUUGCCUUAACAGGAUGUAGUAGGAAGGAUUAGAUGUUUGUGUAGCAAUGAGUGCUGCAAAUAAUGUUUCUGUCAAUACAUUUAUUUUUAUCUUGUUUUUUCAGAUAUACUUUAGAUGAUUUAAAUGUUUUUAAUACCAAUUUUACAUGUGCUCUGUGAGAUUUUACAAUUAAUAAUUGUAUUGUUUUAUUUUGAGCAAUAAACUGUCAUUACUGUAAACACACAUUCAUCAGAAUGAUGUUACUCUUAUUACAGUGGGUGUUUUCAUAGAAUGCAAGAGAUGACAAAUGAGCUACAAAAUCAUGGGUGUACAAACAUUUUUCAAUCAAUCAAUCAAUCAAUCAAUGUUUAUUUAUAUAGCCCUAAAUCACAAGUGUCUCAAAGGGCAUAUACAUUAAAGGACACAGGGCCACUUAAACACAUUUCAAACAUUAAAGUUGAUAAAAACCAAUCCAAUGUAGGUGAAUAUAUUCUAAAUCUAAACAAAACAUCUUAGCUUUGUGUUAUAGGUGUCAAAGUAAAUUAGUGUCAAAUCUACUAGUACAUGAAGAAAUGUAUGUCUUUGUAUGCAAUCAAAUAACAAAUUGAUUCACAAACCAAAAAAAGCAUAUGUAAACAAAAUGUAUGUCUUUAACCAAAAUAGAGAGGGCGUAAGUAAUCAGUAUUGUCUCACCAUGACUCGAGACUCACCAAUAAAAAGGCUUCUAAUAUUUUGUGCAGAAUAGGCCCCGGCGCCCACAAGAUUGAAGUUGUUUGGUAACCAGAAAAAAUAUAUUUGUAAAAACAGAAUUUGCAACAAAAAAAUAUUUGUUACCAAAAGCGGAUUUGUAAUUUAAUAAAACAGAUCUGUAACCAAAAAAGGGACCUGCAACCUAAACGGGAAGAAACACAGAAAAUAAAUUAAGA